Molecule: messenger RNA, 309 nt
Organism: Lathyrus oleraceus (garden pea)
Lineage: Eukaryota; Viridiplantae; Streptophyta; Magnoliopsida; Fabales; Fabaceae
Product: U11/U12 small nuclear ribonucleoprotein 31 kDa protein-like
Exons: 1
Coding region: 1-309 (102 amino acids)
Biological process (GO): mRNA splicing, via spliceosome
Cellular component (GO): U12-type spliceosomal complex
Molecular function (GO): RNA binding
Source: RefSeq, a predicted model, not a curated record
AUGUCAAGCAAGAAGAAACACAAACGAAAACACAGCGACAUCGAUGAAGACGAUGACGUUUUCUACUACCGCUACUGCGCUUCGUCCUUAACCCCCAACACCACCACCGGCACCACAUCCAGUAAUCAACCACCAUCAAAAUCGACGCUAUACGUUUCUAAUCUAGAUUACUCCCUAACAAACUCCGAUCUCCAUACGCUCUUCUCUACUUUCGGCCGCAUCGCGCGUGUAACCAUUCUCAAAGACCGUCACACGCGCCUAAGUCGCGGUGUCGCGUUUUUCCAAUUCGUUUCUCGUAAUGACGCCUAA